AGUGGUCUGAGACUCAAAUACUCGAAGUGUUUCAAAUCCAAAGUAGUUGAAUGGAGACUUUCUGUUUUUUACUUAAGCGUAUGUUGCAGGAGCCAGAAGUAAAAAUAAACAAACUGUGGAGGGAGCAGAAGCCUGAAUGACUAGUGAAGCUAUGUCGAUUGUUGUGGAUGUCACUAGCGUAUCAAAUAAGGUAGCUCAAGAUGAAAAUCUGAAUGGGAGUUCGAGUACGAGCACUGAUCAAGAUGAAAACAUCUAUGAGAAAAUUAAGAAGGCGGCUCAAGACGGGGAUAUAGAGAGACUCUACGAAAUGAUAGCAGAAGAUCCGAACAUUCUAGAUCACUUUGAUAGAGUGCCUUUUUGCGAGACGCCACUACACAUUGCAGCUGAAAAAGGAAAAACACAUUUUGCCAUGGAAUUAAUGACCCUGAAGCCGUCCCUUGCUUCAAAGCUAAACGUGUCAGGUUUCUGCCCGAUUCAUUUAGCUCUACAAAACAACCAUAGCCGAAUGGUGAGAGGUUUUGUAGCACUCGACAGCAGCUUAGUCAGCAUCAAGGGAAGAGGAAGGGUUACUCCUUUGCAUCACGUUGCUCGAAUGGGUGAUGCAGAGUUGUUGAGUGAGUUCUUGUUUGCUUAUCCUUCUUCCAUUGAAGAUCUAACGAUUAAGUGUGAGACAGCUGUGCACGUUGCCGUGAAGAACCACCAGUUGAUGGCAUUUAAGGUUCUAUUGGGAUGGCUCAAGAGAGUAUACAAGGAAGAAAUCUUAGAGUGGAAAGAUGAAGAUGGUAACACCGUCUUCCAUAUUGCUGCAUCUAUAUAUAAUACUGAGAUGAUAAAGUUGCUGUGUAAAACUGCUAAAUUAAAAGCCAAGAACUUGGAUGGCAAAACUGCUAUGGACAUACUACAAACUUACCAAUCUCCUUGCUUUCCUAAAGGAAGAAGACUUCUCCACAGUGUUAAAGAAAGACUACUUUCUGGUUCCACAACGACUCUUGCAGAAUACUUGAGAAAAAAUCUAACGUUUAUGGAGAAACGAAACAAAUUCUUGGGGAUGAGCAACUUAAGCUCAAUUCGAGAGAGGUCUCUAAAGAAUAGCAAACGAAACGAUGCAAUACUUGUUGUUGCUGUACUGAUAGUAACAGCUACUUACCAGGUUGGUCUCAGUCCUCCUGGCGGAGUUUGGCAGGAAAGUUCAUCAAAUCCUACCACCGCUAAGAAUGUUCACCACGCUGGACAGAUGACCAUGUCUUUUAACAUGGCCUUAUUUUUUCUUGCCUUCAACGGAUUUGCUUUCCUAUCAUCUCUCUAUGUGAUCAUACUCCUCAUAAUUGGACUCCCAAUGUGGAAGUUGAUUUAUGGGUCAGUGGCGGUUUUAAGUGUCGCUAUGUUAGCAUCAUACGCUACUAUAUUCCCAACUCGAUACAGCCAAUUGGAAGGGAUAUCAGCGAUCACCUUUAUCAUGGCCUUUCGAUUGAUGAUAGCAACCAUGUUGUGUGCUACUUUCGUGGCAUUCACUAUUGAUAAAUGUCGCAGGCACCGAGUGGACUUCCCAGCAAGCUGCUUCUGCUCAUAG
Molecule: messenger RNA, 1570 nt
Organism: Brassica oleracea var. oleracea
Lineage: Eukaryota; Viridiplantae; Streptophyta; Magnoliopsida; Brassicales; Brassicaceae
Exons: 2
Coding region: 137-1570 (477 amino acids)
Molecular function (GO): protein binding
Source: RefSeq, a predicted model, not a curated record